UGGGAUUUUAAAGCUAGAUGCGUGGUUCAUCAAAGUUUGAUAGAUCAAUUUGUCUACCGUGCUCUGUCAGAUUGUGUCGCAUCGUUGUUUUGUGCACUGUUUCGUCAAAAGAAUGUAAUUUGGAUACAUCCAAGUGUUGUUCUAAUUGGUCUCGAAAAAGCGUCUCGCAUUGAAAGGCGACAGUGUAUUCAACACUGAGGAAUAUAGCUUUUAAAGAUGAUUAAAGGUCGGCGCACACGACAUGCUGGGAAAAGUUCGAUACCGAACUCGACCAAACCCAAUUUGGAUGACACUGCCAGUCCCAAGCGAAAGGAUUCUAAACACAUUCACAAGGAUCAGGCAUCUCCGGCCACUGCGCAUCUCAACAAGAAACAUCUUCCUCAAACGCCGCAACCUAUGAUGUUACGUGGAGGCCGUUUAAAAAAUGUCGAUAUAACUUGCUACCUACAGCCAACAGAUCAUUUGUCUAGUGUCACCGUAGUAGCACAUCCCAAAGCAGAUACAAUUAUUGAUAUAACGGAUGAAAACGCAUGUAAUUUGUUUACAGAACAAUCGUCGCAUGCUCUUGAAGCAAGCAUAACUAAAGUACAUACGCUGGCUGGAACACAGAAGACCAGCAGUUUCAAUAACAACAACAUAUUUUUGCAAGAACCGGUGUUAAGUUUAAACCUUGACAAAACGGCUACGGAUCAAAGCAACUCCCGUAAAAUAAUGCCUAAAUCAUUCUUAGAAAACGCUAGCCUUAAAGCUAAUCUGUUUUCAUCGCUUACGCAAACCACGAUUGAUUCCUUGUGGAAAAAUGACUCCGUGACAGGAAUAUAUCAAAAUAAUAACAUAGUAGAUCCGCCAAAUGAUCUAACAAAAUCUCUAGAACAGCAUGCGUUGGAUUUAUCAAAACCCACCCAAGUUACACAUAUCGAUUCGACUACUGCGACUGCAGAAAUGUUCCACCACGAUGACAGCAAUUCAUGUGAUAGUGGUGACAGCGGCGUUGUUAUUAUUUCAAGCAACGAUGGCACAACUUCAUCCGUGGCGACUGAAGACGCUGAAUCUAAUGUGGAUGCCAUCGGGUACAAAUCAGACAGUGCAGAGAAACGUAGAAAGCCUGCCACUCCGCAUCGAAUACUUUGCCCGUCACCUGUUAAGCAUGCCGUUGUUUGUUCAGCGACCUUCGCGAUCGGGACCAAAUCGAUGGGCCCGGGAGGCAAUAAAAAGUUGGUGGCCGCAUCUAACAAAACUCGCAAAAGGUUAAAUGUUGACGAUGCUGAGAAUUCCUUGGAAUGCCAGGUAACAGGUCCGUUAAAUGAUAGUAAUCAGCAUCCAGUGGCACAGGGCACUUCCGAGAUGCACCAUGCCCAUAAUGAUUUGGACGUAAAGAAUAGAGGCAACAAAUUUACAGUAAAACAGCGUGAUCUAACAGUUGAACCUCUCAACGGCAAAGUAAACAGUGUUGGAAACAAAAAAAUCACCGAGUUCUAUCCAGUUAGGCGCAGUGUGCGGAAAACAAAAAAAGAAGUUCAAGUCGAAAGAGAUCGAGACAUCGAACAUGCAAUUCAGGAAGAACGUGAAGAAGGACUCAAGAUCCAGCAUUUUGAGGGCAAGGGACGGGGUGUUGUAACUACCCGGCCAUUCUGCAAAGGUGAAUUUGUAGUUGAAUAUAUAGGCGACCUGAUAAGCGUAUCAGAAGCGAAACAGCGAGAGCAAAUAUACGCGGAAGAUGACAAUACAGGAUGCUACAUGUACUAUUUUAAGCAUAAAAAUCUCCAGCAUUGUAUCGACGCUACUGCCGAAAGUGGAAAGCUGGGACGAUUAGUAAAUCAUUCACGAAACGGUAAUCUUGUUACAAAAACCGUUUCCUUGAACAAUCGUCCUCACCUAGUACUAAUAGCCAAAGAGGACAUCGAAGCGGGUGUUGAAGUUACGUACGACUAUGGUGACCGUUCGAAAGAGGCAUUACAAUACUACCCUUGGUUGGCCCUGUAACUGCCCAGUGUUCUGUUAAUAAGUUUACUUUUGUUCAAUUCUAAAAUAAUUUAGUUCAUUUAUCGUAUUGUCAAUCUCUUUCAUCAUAGUACAUGUGCUGCAAUUCUAUUCUGAAACCUAUCCGGAUAGCUUAGAGGAUCGAGCAAAUAGAUAACUAGGUUUUCGUAGAAUGUUUCGAAUAAUCGUAUCUAUAUAGGGAUCUUAUGUGGGUCGCUAUUGGAAUAAUUUUAGAAAGUAGUCAAGAAACAUUGGACGCAGCACAGUUUAAUCUAUAUAGUAAGACGCGCAUUGUAAUGGUUGAAGUUAGAUUAAGUAGUGAUGCAAACCUGACAGUUUAUUAGUAAAUAGAAAAUUAAGUUAUUGUGACCCCGG
Messenger RNA from Anopheles coustani, 2355 nucleotides. It is a transcript of the gene Set8, whose product is annotated as histone-lysine N-methyltransferase PR-Set7. Gene Ontology annotation, molecular function: protein binding; histone H4K20 methyltransferase activity. Bases 217 to 1983 code for a protein of 588 amino acids. The transcript has 5 exons. Lineage: Eukaryota; Metazoa; Arthropoda; Insecta; Diptera; Culicidae. The record is from RefSeq and is a predicted model, not a curated record.